GUAGACUGACGGCUAGUGCAAGAACAGCUGAAGGGAACUAGCAGUAUACUGUAGCCCGUGUCUCCUGUCCAGAGGGAGCUGCCUUCCCCCUCUUCCAAGAAGCCACCCCAUAUAUUACGGGGACUCCAAGCGAAAGCUGAAAACUAGUCUGUCACGAUGGGUGAAAUAGAGCAGAUGAAGCAGGAGACUGAGCAGCUGAAGAAGCAGAUUGAGGAAGCUCGAAAAGCUUGUGCUGAUACUACACUUGCUCAGCUUGUUUCUGACAUUGAGGUGGUUGGGCGCAUACAGCUGCGGACACGGAGGACUCUGCGUGGACAUCUGGCCAAGAUCUAUGCUUGUCACUGGUCCACAGAUUCCAAACUCAUGGUCAGUGCUUCACAAGAUGGGAAACUCAUUGUGUGGGACACCUAUACAACCAACAAGGUUCAUGCCAUCCCUCUCCGGUCUUCCUGGGUGAUGACCUGUGCCUAUGCCCCAUCAGGGAAUUACGUGGCCUGUGGAGGUCUUGACAACAUCUGCUCCAUCUAUAACCUCAAGAGUCGCGAAGGAAACGUGAAAGUGAGCAGGGAGCUCUCAGCUCAUACAGGCUACCUCUCCUGCUGUCGAUUCCUGGACGACAAUAACAUUGUAACUAGCUCUGGGGACACCACCUGCAUCCUGUGGGAUAUUGAAACAGGCCAGGCGAAGACCACAUUCAUAGGACACACUGGUGACUGCAUGAGCCUGGCCGUCUCUCCGGACUUCAAGCUUUUCAUUUCAGGAGCCUGUGAUGCCACCGCCAAGCUGUGGGACCUCCGAGAAGGAACUUGCCGCCAGACAUUUAUAGGACAUGAAUCAGAUAUUAAUGCCAUUUCAUUCUUCCCCAAUGGGGACGCCAUCUGCACUGGUUCUGAUGAUGCCACCUGUCGCCUCUUUGACCUUCGGGCAGACCAAGAGCUCAUCACCUAUUCUCACGAGAGCAUUGCCUGUGGAAUCACCUCAGUCGCUUUCUCCCACAGCGGGCGCCUUCUCCUGGCUGGAUAUGAUGACUUUAAUUGCAAUAUCUGGGACAGUCUGAAAGCAGAGCGUGUGGGCAUCCUGUCUGGACAUGACAAUAGGGUGAGCUGUUUGGGAGUAACUGCAGAUGGCAUGGCUGUAUCUACUGGCUCUUGGGACAGUUUCCUGAAAAUCUGGAACUGAAGACGCCAUGUGAGAAGGUUGAAUUUGGAGAGGCUUUUCCAGAUGUAUCUUUGAGUACUACAGCUGACGUUUUUGUUCUAUGCAGAUAUUGAUUCACACUACACUUACCUCCCCAAGGAGAAGCUCAGGGAAAGAAUCCACACAGGUCAAUUCUCCUAAUGCUCUUUGAUACCUUUCCCCAAACUCAGGGGUCCAUUUCUGUGACUGCUUCAGGGUAUGACAUCAGCAAGGUGGCAGUUCCUACUCACUCUACCUAAAUUAGAGGCCCUCAAGAAAUACAUAAAUGCAUCCCUUAUUUCCCCUCCCCCAACUUAUUUUCCAUUUUAUCCUCAUGUCUACCCACAAGGGCCUCAGACACAUCCUAUUAUAGUUUAUCUUCAGACAUGUCUUCAAGUGGUUUAUCACACCAGGUAUUCUGCAAAGAACUUUAUUUACUUUUCUCUGAGAGUAUAUUAGCUCGUUGUUUUACUCUACACAUUACCUGGGGAGGAGUUUGCUGCCCCUAUUUUGAGCACCGGAGCCAGGAAUGCUUAAUGUAACCUUAUUUAUUGUCUACCUAUAGUUAUUCUUCUCAUACCACUUAAUUCCAUAUCUUGCAUCCUUAGCAUUCCAUCAUCCUUUAGGCUCCUCCAAGUUACUGCUUUAUGCUGUAAUUAUGAUAAAGAUGUUUUAUAGCCCAGGCAAAAUAAAAGUGUCACAUUG
Molecule: messenger RNA, 1881 nt
Organism: Candoia aspera
Lineage: Eukaryota; Metazoa; Chordata; Lepidosauria; Squamata; Candoiidae
Gene: GNB3
Product: G protein subunit beta 3
Exons: 10
Coding region: 157-1179 (340 amino acids)
Biological process (GO): G protein-coupled receptor signaling pathway
Cellular component (GO): cytoplasm; heterotrimeric G-protein complex
Molecular function (GO): protein binding; signaling receptor complex adaptor activity
Source: RefSeq, a predicted model, not a curated record